UUGACCAACGCGGACAGCAACACAAACACAAAACAAGCCUAUUUAGUGCUCGCUGGCUAUGUACGGGACAUGAAAAUCCUUAGGGAUUGAGAUGCUUUUGUUUUUGACGGUACCUACUUGUAUCACACCAGAAUGAAUCACUCGGGGGAUAAAUGAACUAUUCGCGCUGUAUCUCAUAGAUCUGGGAUAGGCGUGCCUGGGAUAUGCUUGCUUUGAAAAUACCCCGAGGCUAGUUUUGCUUUGUUGGCUACUUAUUGCUUCCUAAAUAGUCACAACGAAAUGAGGAGCUACUCUUUCAAUUGGAGUGCGAGACAAUGUGAUUUGCAAUGUCGGUUGCUACCGUACAUGAUCUGUUGAUGAGAACACAUUGGUGAUGAUGCUACGAUGUUUAAGAAUGUGUUCGGGUCUGGGUUCCUCGUGAGGACUGCACAUGUUAUCCUGACAUGGGUGAUAACGCUGAUACUCUUCCUCCACGACACGGACUUACGGAGGCAGGAGGAGGCAGGACAGCUGGUGAUGCCGGUGCUGUUCGUGAUGCUGGUUCUGUUGUCGGUGCUGCUCUACUUCGCGGUCUCGCUGAUGGACCCGGGCUUCGUGCUGGCCAACGACGACGGUGAGGCGAAGCUCACCCUGGGGGCCAGCGAGGAGCAGCAGGACAUGCUCUGUCAGUCCACCAAGGCUCUCCGGCAGCGCCGCUGUGGCCACUGCCUACUGCAGCAGCCAAUGAGAGCCAAGCACUGCCAGACCUGUAAGCACUGCGUCCGUCGCUAUGACCACCACUGCCCCUGGAUUGAGAACUGUGUGGGAGAGCGGAACCACCGAUGGUUCGUUCUGUACCUUGGGGUGCAGCUGCUGGCCCUGUUUUGGGGGCUCUUCAUAGCCUGGUCUGGAUUUCGCCCCGCCCCUACCUGGGACCUGUGGCUGCGUGGCAACGGGCUCCUAUUGGGCGCUGCCUCCAUUGUGGGCGUGGUUUCGGUUGUGGUGGUCCUGCUGCUGGGUUCACACCUGUACCUGAUCUCCCAUAACGCCACCACCUGGGAGUUCAUGUCCCGUCCCCGAAUCUCAUACCUGCGCCACUGUGGGGCAGACCAGAACCCCUUCGACCGUGGGGCCCCAGCCAACCUGUGGAGCUUCUUUUGCGUCUGGGGGACCGUGGCCUGGGAACAGAUGUAUUUCAGAGAGCCCAACGACCAUGCCUAGUAUCCUCGGAAUUACACCUGGGUCAAACGGGCAUCUAAACACUUUUUAGGUGCGGAUAAAAUUUUAUAAACCCUCCUCCAGAGCUUCAGAAAUUUUCAAUGAAGCAUAUUACUCACCAAAAUGGGCAAUCAAUGUAUGAAAGAAGAAUUCUGUAAUGAACAUUUGGAAAAAUAUUGGUGUCUUUUUAAAAUAUUAGUCAGUACUCACUAACUGCUGUCUAAUGGGUGGGGGUGGCUGUGGAGCAGGAUUAGUCACUUGGACUACCAUCGCAAACAUGAAUUUCUUUGGCUGAACAAUUAGGUUUUGUGUUUCUGCCGCACAUUCAACCUGUGUACUGAUUGGCUAGUUACUUAUGGUCGAGAUGAAAAGUCCUGUGGAAGCUGGCAUGCAGGGAAGGAAGAAUGAGGCAGUGUGCCACGCACUGUCUGCGUCACUUUUUCAGUUCCGUCACAACCUUGCAGAAGAUUGGAUUGGGACUCUUGACUUUGAGCGAGGCCAAGGCAUUGGCUUUAAGAAAAACUGCUUGCACAUGAUGAAAACUUUCAGCCAGUGAGAUUUAUGGUUUUAGAAGGGACUUGGGACUAAGUUGCAUCUGUCAUCCAAAUUUUCAGCAGGGCUUUGUCUGGCUUACAUCUGCUUAGUUGGAUGGUGUCAUUUGAUAGAUUUGUGAUUGACCAGAAGGUUCUCCCCCACUGUAAAUAGUGUGUUCAGGGUCAGGUUCAGGGACAGCCAGGUGUCCAGAAACAGAAUUAUCCACAAAAUAAAGGUUGCACAUUGCUUCUUUCUUCCUCAAAGCCAUGGAUUCUGGGUAAUAUUUUUAGUUUAAUUAAUUAGUUUUAUUCUUUUUUUGGGUCAAAAAAAGGACCAGAGGUGUUUCACGGAAUGACAUGUUUAUGACAGUCAUAGCACCACUUGUGUUGCACAUGAGAGCACAUGCGGCCUGAGAAUUGAGAGGUGUUUAUUUUAGGUUAAUUUAUGGUAAAGAAAGCCAACUAGCCGUUUAUUCUAAAUAUGUUGUAGUAACACCCUAGUGUGUGUCAGUGAGAUUGUGGUUAUGGUUCAUCCAGCGCUGGCAAUAACUUGAGCUGUCUCUGGUCUUGCGGGCAGUAGUAUUCCCAGAAUCCUCUUACUCUCUUCCCUGGAAGUAUGUUGGCUUAUGCUUGGACCCUCCCGUUCUUGUGUUUAUUCUCUCUUGCUCCCCCACUACAUAUUGCUGGAUAUCAUCUCAGGCCAGAGUGCACUGCCAGCCAUGGUGUUCCUACAUGGUGUUUUGUUAAGUCUUCACUGAUUCCUGAUGACCCAAGUGGGAGACUUGAGUGUGCAGCACCUACAUUUUUCUGGAAUGAUUGAGCCUUGUUCUGGAUCGAUCACAGAUCUGCUGCACAUUGCUUUUAAACAGGAAAACAUUCUGUCCCUUUACUUUUGUGAAACAGGGUUUUCUUUUAAUAUUCACAUGGGUACGUUUUUUUGUUGUUUUUUUUUAACUUCCAUUUUUGUAAAGAUCUGUAUGAGAUCUACCUUUAAAAAUGUUUUUCCAGAAACUAGGUAUACUGUAUUGUGGACUAUUUUGUAUUUAAAUUGAUUAAAAUUAGGUAGUGUGUCCCCACAUAGCUUUAAAAGGUUAUAUAUUAUGUCUGGUGCAAUAUUAGCUAUAGGGGACGUUAAUCAUAAGCAAUAAUUGUGUUUCUCCAGAAAACUAGAUCAGUCUAGGUAGAUGGGUCUGUUUAAAGUCUGUUGGCCUGUGUUUGAGCCUAGAGCAGGGAGAUAAAAUGUGUGGUGGUCUCUGCCCCUGAGUUUGCCAUAUUUGAUCCGUAUUUGUUUCAGUUCAGACAGUAUGACAGACACUAUUGAACAAGAUGCUGUAUUUGUUUAAGCAAUAUUGCUGUCCUUCAGUAUUAUGGUUCUUGCAAUAUCUAAAAAAAAUUGAAAUGAAUAAAAAUGUUUUAAUAUGUGUUAAGCUGAG
Conger conger (European conger) is the source of this 3163-nucleotide messenger RNA. It is a transcript of the gene zdhhc12b, whose product is annotated as zinc finger DHHC-type palmitoyltransferase 12b. Lineage: Eukaryota; Metazoa; Chordata; Actinopteri; Anguilliformes; Congridae. The transcript is spliced from 5 exons. Gene Ontology annotation, cellular component: Golgi apparatus; endoplasmic reticulum. The coding region runs from base 385 to 1200 and encodes 271 amino acids. Gene Ontology annotation, biological process: protein targeting to membrane; peptidyl-L-cysteine S-palmitoylation. The record is from RefSeq and is a predicted model, not a curated record. Gene Ontology annotation, molecular function: protein-cysteine S-palmitoyltransferase activity.